AUGGACUAAGAUGAUUAAGACUCAUUAUUGGAAGUCUCUGAAUCAGACCGAUAAACUAAUCUACUACUCUCCAACAACUUGACGGACAUCUUUUGUUCCGACUAUUAUAGUCGCUUCAAAAACAGCACCAAUAUCAAUGAGCCUUCUAUGACAAUGUCUAGAGUUUCGCAAUUAGAUAAAAUUUCAGAAGACAAUUCCAAUACAACUCAUAUUAAAAUCAUACACAUCACUGAGAGGUUGAGCUCAGAAAUCUAGAGAAAUCAACUGUUAGAAAAUAAAUUAUCUGCAUAAGAAAUAAGAAUUAAAGAAUUGCAGGACUAAUUACAGGCCAAAGACUUCCAACUAAAAGACUCCCUUCAGUUAAAUCUAAAAUUAUAAACCCAAAUCAGCAAAGAGCAGGAUAAGGUAAGAUAAUACAUUAAGUCAAACAAAGAACUCAGAUUUAUUAUCAAGUAUUACUCCACUUAUUCUAGCUCCUUAUAAAACCCCACAAGCAUUUCAGAUCUGAGAACCGAAACCUUAUAAUCCACUUUGGAAUGCCCUUCAGUUAGACCCAUCUCUCAAAACAGAGGAAAGAGAGCACAGAAUAAUUCUCACUCCUACUCCUCAUCCAAAGCUGUCUUUACUAAAAUGCUCACUGAAGACUCCUAAUAGAAUUUGAGUGACAAAAUCAAAGAAGCUCUCUCCUUCCUAAAUUAAAGAGUUGACUACCAAAGUAGAGAUCCCAAAAACGCUGAUAAAUCAAAAUAUUAUAGAUCCCAAUCCAAUUUUUGGUCCAGUGUCACUACUUCUCCUAAUCCAGGAAGAAGCAAUCACACCCAGAAUAACAUAAGCUUGAAUAAAAUACAAAACACUGAUAAAAAAUUGGACAAUACUCUAAUAUUACUAAAAGCGAUAAGAUAGUAGUGUAAUCAAAAUACAACUACAAAAAAAGGAUAAUGA
Molecule: messenger RNA, 942 nt
Organism: Paramecium tetraurelia
Lineage: Eukaryota; Ciliophora; Oligohymenophorea; Peniculida; Parameciidae
Exons: 2
Source: RefSeq, a predicted model, not a curated record